Molecule: messenger RNA, 1278 nt
Organism: Cucurbitaria berberidis CBS 394.84
Lineage: Eukaryota; Fungi; Ascomycota; Dothideomycetes; Pleosporales; Cucurbitariaceae
Product: DUF159-domain-containing protein
Exons: 4
Coding region: 1-1278 (425 amino acids)
Biological process (GO): DNA damage response
Molecular function (GO): single-stranded DNA binding
Source: RefSeq, a predicted model, not a curated record
AUGUGCGGCCGGUAUGCGCUGGCCUUGCGGCCAUCCGAAGUCCGCCAGCAGCUCCAACACGCGCAGAUGCCAGUCGAAGCGGCCCCCGACGACGACCAGGUACGCCAAAGCUACAACUUCGCGCCAGGCUAUCACGGUCUGGUGUACCGAGCAGAUGGUUCCGACUAUGGCGGUCAGCAAGAGAACAAGGAAGAGGCAGAGGCACAUGUGAAGGAGGAAGGUGUAACGAGCGACACAAAGUACAAGCUGCAGUCGAUGCAAUGGGGCCUUGUACCCUUCUGGACGAAGCGCAAUCCCGACUAUGGCUCCAAGAUGAAGACCAUCAAUUGCCGUGACGACUCGCUGAUCGAAGACCGCGGCAUGUGGACAACAAUGAAGAAGAAGAAGCGCUGCAUCAUCGUCGCACAGGGUUUCUACGAAUGGCUCAAGAAGAACAACGGCAAAGAGAAGAUACCGCACUUCACCAAGCGCAAGGAUGGACAGCUCAUGUGCUUCGCUGGGCUCUGGGAUUGUGUUCAAUUCGAAGGUGACGAGAAACUCUUCACGUAUACCAUCAUCACUACUGAUUCGAACAAACAGCUCAACUUUCUCCACGACCGCAUGCCUGUCAUCCUGGAAAACGGCUCAGAUGCGAUACGCACCUGGCUAGAUCCCAACCGGACUGAGUGGAGCAAAGACCUGCAAUCUCUCCUGCAGCCAUACGCGGGCCAACUGGAGUGCUACCCUGUCAGCAAAGACGUGGGCAAAGUGGGAAAUAACUCGCCCUCGUUCCUCGUGCCCAUCAAUAGCGCCGCAAACAAGAACAACAUCGCCAACUUUUUUGGGAACCAAGCAAAAGCCACCAAGUCCGGGGCCGACACAAAAGUUCUCGCCAAAGCGGAGCAUGACCUGGAGAAGUCGACAGACGACAAGGGACAUGUCAAAGUGGAACACGACGUCAAUGAGACUCGUGCGACAACGGACCGCGUGAAAGGUACCGAAGACAACGCGCCACUGCCUGUUCCAGCGACUACAGAGCCACAGGUCGGCGACGAGCCAAGAGGCAUUAAACGGGAGCGCAGCGAGGAGCAUCUCACAGGUAGCACAGCAGAUGCCGAGCCACAACAAAAGCGCAGUAAGCCCGCUGCGUCUCCGCCUCCGAUAAAGAGCCCUGCAAAGAAACCGUCAACGCCAGCCAAGAAGCAAGGUACCAGAAGCGCCACGAGUAACGGUAGUGCAGCGAAGACUUCCAAGGCAGAUGGGAGCCGGAAGAUCACAUCCUUUUUCAGCAAUAAGUGA